This is a messenger RNA of Hermetia illucens (black soldier fly), 1629 nucleotides long. RefSeq lists its product as uncharacterized. The coding region runs from base 751 to 1455 and encodes 234 amino acids. The record is from RefSeq and is a predicted model, not a curated record. Gene Ontology annotation, molecular function: transmembrane monodehydroascorbate reductase activity. NCBI's taxonomy places the organism in Eukaryota, Metazoa, Arthropoda, Insecta, Diptera, Stratiomyidae. The transcript is spliced from 3 exons.
UAAUUGUCAAUUAUGUUUGAAAAUUUCAGGCCAGCCAAAGGGCUUCUUACAAUUUGAAAGAUGGCAGAGCCAAUAGCUUGUAAAUUUUAGGUUUCCACAGAAAUACGUUACUGUUGGUAUAUUAGUUUUUAAAUUUAAGCAAAUAUGUUCUCACACUUUGGAAUGUUGUUGAAAGAAUUUACCUGUUUUACAAAAUGUUUGUGGAAGUUUUGAAAACCAAUAAUCUAUUGUAAAUGUGUUGGGUCAAAAUUUUAACGAAGAACACUGCAGAGGAAAAGCUGAUUUCACUUUCUCAGCUUAAGCAACUAUGGAACUAAACUAUUUCAUGAAGUGGAAUUUUGAUCCAACGAAUAAAUGAAACUUUCCAAGGUUAUACAAAGAUCUCAAUCGGUAAGAAUCAGAUGAUCCUUAUUCAAAGUUCAAGGAUGCGUUGAACACUUUGGAUACACAUAUUGCAAAUGGAAUAAUAAAGGAAUUAAACUCCAAUCCAGAACAAUCUAUUAGCAUUUGCGCUGAAGGGUAGACCCAAGAGCAAGCUCUUGAACUGAAGCAUAAACAAGUAAAUACGGAAGGAGUUGAGUGGGUUCUACCAUUUAACCCGAUUGAUUCUAGCGGAAAAAUGAAGUUUUGAAAUCAAUGACCUACCCAAGCUUAAUGAAGAUGGAAUUGAAAAGCUAGUAUGACCGCGGUUUCAGAACCAUUCAGAGUUUACACACUUUUAUGAAGGUGAUAACAUAAAAUUGACGACUCAUGGAAAACACGCCGGAAUCAGCUGGUGAACCCAAAAGAGCUGCUGCUCCCCAACAUAUCAAGUAUUGGCGAGCGAUCAUAUUUGAAGUAAUAAUUAUUUUACUAGCUGCGAUAUUGGCUGGCAUUCUGGUAUAUUGGAGUUUCAGUUCAGAAGGAUUCGUCCUGUUUGCUUUUCAUCCAGCAUUGGAAAGUCUUGGAAUGGUCCUAUUCAUGGCGACAGCUAUCUAUAUGUGCAGUAGCCAAUUCUUGACGAGGCCAGAACCACAACCCUCGAAGAUUCGUAACUUUCUACAUUGGCUUUUGAAUACAAUUUCGGUAUUUGCGAUUGCGGUGGGGGUGCUAAUAAUCACUUGGAAUAAGUUCUUGAUGGACCAAAAUCAUUUCGAAACAGCUCAUGCCAUAGUUGGGCUAUCGAGUUUCAUAUCAAUGUGUUUGACGGUGGCCUUAGGAGCAGCUUCGAAUAGUCCUAAGCAUCGUCAAAAUAUUGCUUUGAAACUCUUCUACCUUUCUUUUGGAUUGCUAACGUAUUGGCUAGGGGCUGCCUCUCUGAUGUUGGGAUUUUUAAAAGAGGAUCAAACCAACGGAAAAUUUUCAGUGGCUUUGAUUGCAAUCCUAGCAUUUUGGUUUAUUGUCUCUUGGAAGCCACUUGAAGAUUUUUGUAACAGAUUACAAAAUGCUUGUCAAUCCAGGAAUAUGAUUGCUUAAAUCCAUUUUUUAAGAAAAUGUUUAUAUGUAUUUACGCCUGCAGUCUAAAUUACAUUACUUCAGUUUCCAUUUUACAGUUUAUUGUAUAUACAAAUAUGAAAAUUAUAUGUAUAACCAAAAAUCUGUACUAUCAAAACUGGAGAUUUAAAAUAAAAACUUAUUGAGCAAUGAUUC